CCACAACACAUCUCGAUAUCGUCCAGUCGUCUCUAUCCCGCUCACUCGGCGCCAUGGCAGCCCUCCCAUGGCCGCUCCCGCGCGAGCCCACCCCCCUGGUCCGCGGCCUAGUCCAGCUCGUCACGCUUCCGCCGACGCUCGUCGGCGUCCUCCUCUCCCUCCUCUACAACACGGCAGACUACGCCCUCCGCCGCCCCUCCUAUCCCUUCAAGCGACACAUCAUCCUCGGUGCCCUCCGAUUCUUCCAGAACGCAAGCAGCGCGCUGCGCUUCGUGAUGCCGCGCGACGCGGGCGCCGCGGCGAUCCCCAAAGCCGCCGCAGCCCGCGGCAAAACGGAGUACGGGGUACGCAUCGUCCCGCCCAUCCCCGACGCCUUGCGGCUGCCCAGCACCCGCUUGACCGCCGGCAUGGCGGGGGUACGCGCCGUCCCCGUCCCGCUCUUCGGCGUGGCGCCGCGCGGCGACGCCCCGUUCCGCCCCGCAGCCCACGGCGAGCUCUGUUUCCUCCACCUCGUCGGCGGGGGGUAUCAAGUCGGGCACCCGCUCCGCUUCCCCCUUUCGACCGAGUACGUCGCGCGCACCGGCGUGCGCCUCUUCGCGCCAAACUACCGCAAGUGUCUCGACGACGCGAGCGGCUUUCCCGCCCCGCUGCUCGACAUGCUCGCCGGGCUGCAGUUCGUGCUCGAGGAUCUCGGCUUUGCGCCCGAGAACGUCAUCCUCAUCGGCGAAAGCGCAGGCGCGCACGGCGCCCUCAUGCUCGCGCGAUACAUGGACGACCUGCGCGCGGCCGGCGUCUCCCGCUGGGGCCUGCCGGGCGGCAUCUUCGCCAGCGCCCCGUGGACGAACGUGCUGUGCACUUACCCCUCAAUCGACAGCAACUACGCGACGGACUGGCUCGCGCCCAUCCGGCGCGUGAUCGCGCCGGCGUUCGCGCGCCACUGCGCGGGAUUCCUCACGCAUCCGCUCCUUUCGCCCGCGCUCUCCUCCGUCGAGGACGGGCACUAUGCGCGCCUCGCCGAGGCGGGCGUGCGCGUGCAUGUCGACUGUGGGACGGACGAGAUGUUGUACGACGACGGCGUCGCGCUCGUGCGUGCGAUGCGGGCGCAGGGGCUCGAACCGCAGUUUCGCGAGGUGCCGCACGGCGUGCACUGCGAGUUUGCGUUCGCGACUCUCAUGCCCGGCAUAUAUCCCGGCGCGGGCUUUUCGUGGCCGCUCCUCCUGGGUGAUCUCGACGACAUGGUUGCGCAGCUGCGCGCGAGAUAACGUCAGCCUAUGCAGAUAAUCUAGGAGGACUAAGGCCUUGCGUUUGUCUGCCCCAUUCACUCGCUCAUAUACAUUGUGCAGGACGGUCUGAUGUACAACUGGCUACGUCGUUAAAUGCAAUGUCCUAACGUUU
This is a messenger RNA of Cutaneotrichosporon oleaginosum, 1395 nucleotides long. RefSeq lists its product as uncharacterized. Lineage: Eukaryota; Fungi; Basidiomycota; Tremellomycetes; Trichosporonales; Trichosporonaceae. Gene Ontology annotation, molecular function: lipase activity. The record is from RefSeq and is a predicted model, not a curated record.